GUAUGCGACCCCUAAACGCAAAUCCCCCUCUGUGCAUUUAGUCUUGCCAAGAUGGAGACUCUCAAGGGGGCAUUCUGAGCUGCUUCUUGUCACUGGGGACAACCACGUGCACGCGGUGCUGAGGCGCCCCACGCGCGUCCUCAGGGGAAGCCAGGCACUGAGAACAAAGGUUUCGGGACCGCUCUUUCAGGAACGCACCAGCCCCGCGAGCUCGCGGCCGCCGGCGCGGUGCAGCCAUUGGCGGGAGAGGACUCAGACCGCAGCUCCUCGCCCCGCCUGCUCCGCAGCGGGACCGCGUUUACCUCAGCUUCCCGGGCAGCGCAGGUGGGUCGGAGAUAGAGCGGAACGAGGCAAACCACCACACGGGAUUGAGGGUUUGCACAAGGACCAUGGGCGCCGCGCUGGGCACAGGCACGCGGCUGGCUCUCUGGCCGGGCCGGGCCUGCGGCGCCCUCCCGCGCUGGACACCCUCCGCGUCUGCCCGAGGCUGCCACUCCAAGUCCGGCUCGGCGCGCCCCGUGCCCCUGAAGAAGCGUGGAUACGAUGUCACCAGGAACCCUCAUCUCAACAAGGGGAUGGCCUUUACACUUGAAGAAAGGCUGCAGCUUGGAAUCCACGGCCUAAUCCCCCCCUGCUUUCUGAGCCAGGACGUCCAGCUCCUCCGGAUCAUGAGAUAUUACGAGCGGCAGCAGAGUGACCUGGACAAGUACAUCAUUCUCAUGACACUCCAAGACCGGAAUGAGAAGCUUUUCUACCGAGUGCUGACCUCAGAUGUGGAGAAGUUCAUGCCGAUCGUGUACACACCCACAGUGGGGCUGGCCUGUCAGCACUAUGGCCUGACCUUCCGCAGACCCCGUGGACUGUUCAUCACCAUUCAUGACAAGGGCCACCUUGCAACAAUGCUGAACUCUUGGCCAGAAGACAAUAUUAAGGCCGUGGUGGUGACUGAUGGGGAGCGCAUCCUGGGCCUGGGAGACCUGGGCUGCUAUGGCAUGGGCAUCCCUGUGGGCAAGCUGGCCCUGUACACAGCGUGCGGAGGUGUGAACCCGCAACAGUGCCUCCCUGUGCUGCUGGAUGUCGGCACCAACAAUGAGGAGCUGCUCAGAGACCCUCUGUACAUCGGCCUGAAACACCAGCGUGUGCGCGGGAAGGCGUAUGAUGACUUGCUGGACGAAUUCAUGCAGGCUGUGACAGACAAGUUUGGAAUAAAUUGCCUCAUCCAGUUUGAAGACUUUGCCAAUGCCAAUGCUUUCCGCCUGCUCAACAAAUACCGUAACAAGUACUGCAUGUUCAAUGAUGACAUCCAAGGCACAGCCUCCGUUGCUGUGGCAGGGAUCCUGGCUGCUCUGCGAAUCACCAAGAACAAGCUCUCCAAUCACGUGUUUGUUUUCCAAGGUGCAGGCGAGGCAGCCAUGGGCAUUGCCCACCUCCUUGUCAUGGCCCUAGAGAAAGAAGGUGUACCGAAGGCAGAGGCCACAAGAAAGAUCUGGAUGGUGGACUCUAAGGGGCUCAUUGUCAAGGGGAGGAGCCACCUGAACCAUGAAAAGGAGAUGUUUGCCCAAGACCAUCCUGAAGUGAACUCCCUGGAGGAGGUGGUGAGGCUGGUGAAGCCCACAGCCAUCAUAGGUGUUGCUGCCAUCGCAGGAGCCUUCACGGAGCAGAUUCUGAGGGACAUGGCCUCCUUCCACGAGCGCCCUAUCAUCUUUGCCCUGAGCAACCCCACCAGCAAGGCCGAGUGCACGGCUGAGAAGUGCUACCGGGUCACCGAGGGCCGAGGGAUUUUUGCCAGUGGAAGUCCUUUUAAGAGUGUGACUCUAGAAGAUGGCAAGACCUUCAUUCCUGGGCAGGGAAACAAUGCUUAUGUGUUCCCUGGGGUGGCACUGGGAGUCAUCGCUGGCGGGAUCCGGCACAUCCCAGAUGAGAUCUUCCUCCUGACAGCAGAGCAAAUUGCCCAGGAAGUCUCUGAGCAGCAUCUGUCCCAGGGGAGACUGUACCCACCACUCAGUACCAUCCGAGACGUGUCUCUGAGAAUUGCCAUCAAAGUUCUUGACUACGCGUACAAACACAACCUGGCCUCCUACUACCCAGAGCCUAAGGACAAGGAGGCUUUUGUAAGAUCCCUGGUCUACACUCCAGACUAUGACUCCUUUACACUGGACAGUUACAGUUGGCCCAAGGAAGCCAUGAAUGUUCAGACGGUCUGAUGCAGUCUCAUGGGCUGGUAUGGGGCUGGAGGAAGCCCAGCAUAACGCCCACAAUAUAAAUGGGUUCCAAAAUGGCCCAAGUGAAUCCUUGUUGCUGUGUUUUUUCUUUUAAACUUUCUGGUGUGAGAGGAGAUGCCAAGGCAUACAUGAAUAAAAGCCUUGUCUCUGAAGGCCCUGGGAGUUCAUUUUUCUGAACCCUCCUCUGAGUUCCUUCCUAAGCAUUUCUUCAUCCAUUAAUUACCAACUACUGGCCAGGCCUUGUGGGAAAUGCAGAAUUUUGCCUAGAAUCCUGCUUUACAGAGCUCAGGCUCUAGUAAAGGAAACUGGACACAAUUCAUUUUGCCAUACGGGAGAAAGUGGUAAGUUCAUGAAAGAAGAGCAGAUAAAAACUGAGGGUAGUUAGAAAAGGGAGAGGAUAUUUCCUAUGAGAACAUAAAAGAAGGCUUCAGGGAGAGCAAUGUUUGCACUGAGUCCUGAGAGGAAAAGAUGGGUAGGAGUCAUGGGGAGAUGAGGAAUGCAAGCACAGCCACUAGCCAGAAAACAUGGCUUACCCAUCAGGGAGUUCAGUCCAUGUCAGCAAUACACACCUUUCCAGACUCAGCAGUGUGUGAAGGCUGAGUAGCUGGGGGCAGCUCACUAUCUAUUCAGGAAUGGUCACUGCCCUAUGGGUUGUUGAGUCUUAGACAUUCUUUUUUGUAAAAGGAAAACCAGAGAAAUGUGGGUGGGGAGAGUCAGUCUGCCAAGGAGUGAAGAAGAAGAGAGGUGGUGACAGGAAGAGCACCACAGGGAGUUCUAGGGAAGACUUGAUUUCAUUUUCCUGGCUCUGAAACACACUCUGGCUUCCAUCCUUCACUCUCUGAAGUAGUUGAGCAACCCAAAGCUGUUUUUUAUACAGUAAUAUCAGUCCAUCCUGGGUGUUUCUUAGACCAAGUUCAGUGCUAGCCUUCAUCUCCCUCAUGAAAAGCACAGCCUAUACACAGGAGUGGCGGUGGGGAGAGAGCUUGCAGCCCCCUGAAAUUAGAUACUGCUAAGAUGUUAAGACAAGGUGAGAUGACAGCUUCCAGCCUCUAAUUCCAUUGUGUAAGAAAGGAAACAAUAAAUCAUGCUUAGGGCCCUACUCCUGCUACCACCUCAGCCUCAGGAUCUCCUCUGCCCACAACGACUAGGCUCUAUACGGCCAACUCUAAAGGACAGACUAGAUGGACUACUAGACUUGCAGAAGAGUAAUUAGCAGAGGCACCACUUACCUCUUGCUCACGUCUUAUUCUUCCAAGGACUGCUUCCUCAGUGCUGGUGAUCAGCCAAGAAUAUCCUGAGAAAACAUCUUUCCUGUAUGAUUCUUGGGAUCAUAGAGAAUGAAAAACUAUUCAGAAGAAAGUUUGAAGAGUGAAGCUGGAAUCUGAGCACCAUGGAACUUUUGGCACUAUCUUUUUACAUCAUGUCCCAUAACUUCCUCUGUACCCUUGCUACAUAUCCUUCAUAAUCAACAUAUUAGAAAAGAAAAAUCAUAGUAGAGAAAAUCAAUGAAAGGAAAAUAGGUUCUUUGAAAAGAUCAAAUAAAUUAACAAGCUUUAGCUAUACUAAUUAAGACAAAAAGAAAGAAGAUACAAAUUAUACUUCCUUUGUUCCAGCCACACUGAACAUCUUGCCAGCACUAAGCACAUGUGCUUUCAAACCUACCCUGAUAUUAUACAUGCUUGGUCUCUCCUCCUGGGAAGUCCUUCUCUUCCCUUUUUUUUUUUCUAUUUACUGAUUAAAUUUUAGUUCACUGUAGCUUUCUGCCUGGAAACAGCAUUCAACCUUGUAUUCCAAAUGCAUUUGGCUCCAUAGAGUAACAAAAUUAAUAAUUAAAUUAGAAAUCAAUAAAUAGAAAAGUAUGGGAAAUUCCAAAAUAUUGGAAAACAGUACCUUUCAAAAUAACCGAUAGAUCAAAGAAGAAAUCACAAGUCAAAUUAUAUAUGUUGAAAUGAUUUUUAAAAAGCUUAUCAAAAUUAAGAUGUAGCUAAAGCAGUAUUUAGAGAGAAACUUCAUAGCUUUAAAUGCUGUCAUGGUUAAUCUUAUGGCACUACAGAGUGCCCAGAUAUUGAUCAAAUGUUAUUCUGGGUGUUUCUGGGAGGGUAUUUUUGGAUACAAUGAAUAUUUAAAUCACUAAACUGAGUAGAUUGUCCUCCACUAAUUGCCCUCAUCCAAUUAGUUGAAGGUCUGAAUAGAAAAAACAGACUGACCCUCCCUUGAGUAAGAGAGACUUAUUCCUACCUGAUGCCCUUCUAACUGAUAUUGGCUUUUUCCUGCCUUCAGACAGGAACUACAUCAUCAUCUUUCUUAGGUCUCCAGCUUGCUGACUCACCCUAUAGAUAUACAUCUUAGAAUCUGACAGCUUCCAUAAUCAUGUGAACCAAGCUAAGUCCUUAUAAUAAAUCAACAGAAAGAGAGAAAGAUCCUAUUGGUUCUGUUUCUCUGGGGUACCCUGACUAAUGCAAAUUCCUAUAUCAGAAGAGAAAGACAGAGAGAAAGGAAGGAAGGAAAGUCUCAAGUCAAUAAUUUAAACUUCCUCCUUAAGAAACAGGGUGGAGGGAAGCAAGCAAAAUUCAAAGCAAGCAAAUAUUAGAGCACAAAUCAAUAUACCUAUAGUAAGGAAAUUAGUAAUUAAAAAAGUCUUUCCCCCAAGAAAAGCCAUGUCCAGAUGACUUCAUUGGUUGGAAUUUAUCAAAUAGGUGAAAAUGAAUACAUAUGUGUGAUGGAAUACUAUACAGCCAUGAAAAAGAAAUAAUAUCAUGUGUUUUACAGCAACAUAAAUGGAACUGGAGGCACUUAAAACUCAGAAACAGAAAGUGAAAUGCCAUAUGUUCUUAUAAGUAGAGCUAAAUAAUGUGUACACAUGAACAAAGAAUGUGGAAUCUCACUGGAGACCUGGAAGGGUGUGGGAGGGUGGAAGGAGAGUGAGGGAUGAGAAUUUACUCAAUGGGUAUAAUGUACACUAUUUGGGUAACGAUUACACUAAAAGCCCAUACUUCACCACUAUACAAUAUAUCCAUGUGACAAAACUUCACCUGUACACCUUCAAUUUAUACCAAAAAAAAGACUGUGUGGUCAUAUAAAUAAAUGAAGCAGAAUUGAGAGUUCAUAAAUAAGUUUUUACAUUUAUGGUAAACUGACUUUUAGUCAAAGUUACUAAGGUAAUUCAUUGGGAGAAAGAAAGUCUUUUGAACAAUGGUGCUGAAACAACUGAAUAUCUACAUGCAAAAAAAAAAAAUGAACUUACACACCUCACACUAAACACAAAAAUUAACCUUUAGACAUCUCACACCAAACAACAAUUAACCUGAAAUGGAUCACAGACCUAAAUGUAAGAGCUAAAACUGUAAAAUUUCUAGGACAAAAAAUAGCAGAAAAUCUUUGUGACUUAGGUUGAGGUGAGUUCUGGGAUAUAACUUUAAAAGCAUGAUUCAUAAAAGGAAAAAACCGUACUUCAUCAAAAUUGAAACAUUUUGCACUUUGAAACACACUAUUGGGGACAAAAAGACAAGCAGCAGACUGGGGGGAAAUAAAUCAUAUAUCUGAUAAAGACAUUGGAUCCAGAAUAUAUAAAGAACUACUUCAACUUAUUAAGAUAACAAUUCAAAUUUUAAAAUGAGCAAAAAAAUGAACAUUUUACCAAAAAGAUGUGUGAAUGGCUAACAAGCACAUGAAAAAAGUGCUUAACAUUAUUAGUGAUAUGAAAAUUAAAACUACAAUGGGAUUACACUUCAUACUCACCAGAAUGGCUAUAAUAAAAAAAGAUGUGUUGGUAAGAAUGUGGAGAACUUUGUCUCCUAAGGACUGUUAGAUUAAGGGAGAGUUCCUUUGCCUUUUAAGUCUUCACCCUAACUCCCCAGGCUCCCAUACACAGCCCCAGUAUUCAGCAAGUGUCAUUUAAGAGAGCGGAUGUUGUGGUUGCACCACCUAGUCCUGCCUUAGGUCUGAAACACUCAUUCCUCCAGAUGCCAUUAUCAGCUCAGGGCCCACAGCUGCAUCCCUCUCUAGGAAUUGCCCUUGACUGAAGGUUAAUGCUUCACCCAAGAUUGUGCCAUCAUCCCCAGGGGAAUACUACAGGCAAUGACUGGUAUAUUCAAGAGCCCAAAGGCCUAGCUUCCUAGUGUCAAUUGAGAACAUCUCUUAAUAGCCACCCCAUCCUCAGAGCUCCCUAUGAGACUGGCUGAGGCUGCUGUUGCAACUGCUGUAUAUCACAUUCAACUUCUUAUGCCCUAUCCUGUUUCUCUUGCUCCCUCAUAGGUGUUAUUCCCUGAGAAGACUCCCCAAUAAUCCUUUGGAGGCAAAUCUCAGAUUCAGUGUCUGUUUCCUGGGGAACCCAACUUUUAACAGUUAGAGGAAACUGGCCAAAGUUCCUAAUUUUCCAAUUUGUUGCACCAGUCCCACGUGACCACCAAAAGCUUUUCUGGGUUUUUCUUUCCCUCAGGACAGACCCUCUUCAUGGACCAAGCUUGACCCUUAUUAGUCCAUGUCCAGAAUCAGUAAAUGUCCCUAGAAAAUAAAAUGGUCACUUACCUCAUAAGGGCUCCUCCCUUUCUGGAAUUCCCAUUCACCUAGUCUUACUGCUUUCAGAACUCUCACAUAUCUUUAAACAUGAUCUUUUUAAUUUUUCCAUCUUUUUUUAGUUGUUGCAGGAAGAGUUUUAGGCUGCCAUGACCUACUACAUCCUAGCCAGAAGUGGAAGUCUCCAGAGAGAUUUUCAAAAUUACAGUUGUAUGGAUAUUAACUUUUUUCCUAACUCAACUGAAUUGUGGUGAGAGAAUGUGUUCUGUAUUAUUUAAAUAGCUUAAAAUUUGCUGAAAUUUUUUUGUAGUCAAAUAUAUGGUCAAAUUUAACAGUUCAUAUACUCUUAAAAAUAUGUAUUCUUACACUGCUGGAUGCAAUGCCCUUUGUAUGUUCAUGGAAUCAAGUGUGUUGAUUGUUUUGUGUAAAUCUAUAUCCAAAGUCUUGACUUUUGUCUACUUGAUCUUCCUGUGAAAGAGGGAUAAUAAAAUUUCCCACUGCUCUGGUAAACUU
Cebus imitator (Panamanian white-faced capuchin) is the source of this 7250-nucleotide messenger RNA. It is a transcript of the gene ME3, whose product is annotated as malic enzyme 3. The transcript has 15 exons. Gene Ontology annotation, cellular component: mitochondrion. NCBI's taxonomy places the organism in Eukaryota, Metazoa, Chordata, Mammalia, Primates, Cebidae. The record is from RefSeq and is a predicted model, not a curated record. Gene Ontology annotation, biological process: malate metabolic process; pyruvate metabolic process. Gene Ontology annotation, molecular function: NAD binding; malate dehydrogenase (decarboxylating) (NADP+) activity; malate dehydrogenase (decarboxylating) (NAD+) activity. Bases 390 to 2204 code for a protein of 604 amino acids.